Messenger RNA from Sclerotinia trifoliorum, 1639 nucleotides. Lineage: Eukaryota; Fungi; Ascomycota; Leotiomycetes; Helotiales; Sclerotiniaceae. The record is from the annotation of a GenBank genome assembly.
CGGCUGAAGCCUUUUUAUAUUGGAACGAUAUUGGUUACAGUGAGCGAAUAAUAAGACCUUUAGAUAUCCAAAAUUUCUAGGGACAAUAACUACUAAAAUAUUAAGGAUGAAGAGAAUGAUUGAAGCGGUUAUAUGAUUAUGCACUCGUCACAUCCAAGGUUAUACAUGUACAACCUACCAAGAAACCAAGACGAUAAAGAUAUAUAUUGGCAGUCGUACGUACGGUUUUCUUCUAUAGCUAGGUAGGUAGCUCGUGCUGGAAAUAUUGGCGCCUACCAAAUGGAAUAAUUAGCACAAUUUACAAUUUACUCUGAAAUAAUAGUGCAAAGAGUGCGUAGAGUCAAACACGCCAUCUCCGUAUCCAUGCAUACUGUAACCCGUGCCGCUCCACGAGUUACUCCAAUAAAUGGUUCCGAGGCAGGAAUUAUCCGCGGAAUAUUUGGAGAAGUGCUUCGUCAUUCAUUCUAUGCUGUAAUGUUAUUAUAAUCUUACCAUUUCAUUUACUUCAUUGUGUAUUAGAGAUUAGAGUGACGUGCAAAUAUGUUCAAAGUUCUUGGCACAAUGUGGUUUCCAAUGAAUACCAGAAAUCCUUUUUACACACCCCUCAAAGCCGAUUCUGACGAAGAAGCAAAACAACAUGUGGAUGUUAAGUAUGAAGACAAAAAGCCAAAAUGGAAUAUCCUGUCCAUUUUCACGGCGUGUUUCGCAUCCGGUGUCCUAGGUUUUGCCCUCGCAAGAGUCUUAAAUAAAAAUUCCAUCGUUCUCACCUCUUCUGGACCUCAAUGUGAGUUUUACGUCUUUUGAUUUUGAUUUUGAUUUUUUGAAUCAUUGCGCAAUGCUGAUAGUAGAUGAAUAGUUGCUAAAGAACCAUAUAUCUUCUCCUAUAAUCGCAGUUUCUCAUACCCGCCAUCUAAUGUCACUGAUAAUGCUUGGGAUGAACUAUUUCCGGGAAAAGGAAAUGGCGGAUUUUUCAAUCAUCCUUAUUUAAAAGGAGAAAGAGCUACUUUGAGUGUUCUACAUCAGUUGCAUUGCUUGGUAAGAAUAUGCUUUUUCCCCUCUCCUAAUUCUAUUCCCAUGUUUACACAGCCUUGAAAUCUCUCCUUUACUUAACUUCUGGAAGUUUAAACAAUGGAAAGUUAAUGGUAGAAUAGGAUGGAAUACGCCGAAUAUAUUACCUCAAUAAUGACGCUGCGACAAGCGGAACAUUACUCGUUGAAGAAGAACUAGAACCUCAUAUGCGAAGAAGUCAUAUGAGACAUUGUAUUGAUUUUUUAAGACAGAGUUUGAUGUGUUGUGGAGAUAGUAGUAUUGAGAUAGUUGAUCCUGAGUUGAAAGUAAGUUCGUCUAAGUCCUAAAGCAUAUUCGCAAUUUUGGGGUUGAUGUGGAUAUUCUCGUUGUUCAAUGAUUGAGGCAAACGGUUGGGGUAAACGGGAUGGAUAUUAAGGGAAGAACUUUUACUGAUGAGAAUACUUAGGGUGUAACAGGCUGGGAUACUGAGCAUAUGUGUACGAAUUGGGAAGAAUUGCAAGAUUGGGUUCGGCAGGGACAGAAGUUGGAACGUGAGGGUGAGAGUUGGAGAUAGGAGAAGAUCAUGCGGAGUGAUCUGAUUCGGAAGAUAAUGCGUGCAAGGAUUUUGGGA